AUGAACAAGCACCAUCAGCAGCAGCUUUCUUUGGCAAAGAGUUCCCAGCAAAGUUGCAAUGAAUGGAUUUUCCGGGAUGUUCCAAGUGAUAUCACAAUACAAGUAAACGGGGUGACAUUUGCUCUACACAAGUUUCCUCUCGUCUCUCGAAGCGGCCGAAUCCGGAAGCUAGUUGCAGAACAUAGGGACUCUGAUAUCCCCAAGGUGGAGCUCAUGAAUCUACCUGGAGGAGUCGAGUCAUUUGAGUUGGCUGCAAAAUUCUGCUAUGGCAUUAACUUUGAAGUUACAUCCUUGAACGUGGCUCCACUCUGUUGCGUUUCGGAUUACCUCGAAAUGAACGAUACCCUUGGCUCACGUGCUGAAGAAUAUCUUGAAAGCGUUGUUUGCAAGAACAUGGAGAUGUGUGUUCAAGUUCUGCAACAAUGUGAAAAUCUACUUCCCCUCGCGGAUGAGUUGAAAAUAGUCGGUCGUUGCAUCGAUGCAAUAGCCUCGAAGGCUUGUGUCGAGCAAAUUGCGUCGAGUUUCUCCCAGUUAGAGUACAGCGAUUCAGGUAGACUUCAUGUGAACAGGGAAGCCAAAUGUGAGGGUGAAUGGUGGAUAGAAGAUCUUUCGGUUAUUCGGAUCGAUUUGUAUCAAAGGGUCAUCAUCGCCAUGAAACGUCGCGGUGUUCGUCCCGAGAGUAUUGGUGCAUCCCUUGUGAAUUAUGUGCAAAAGGAGCUGAUAAAGAAAGUUGAUUCGGUUUCGGCAGAGCACGAGAGACUGGUGAUCGAGACAAUCAUCAGCCUUUUGCCUAAUGAAAAACUUGCUGUUCCUAUAAGUUUCCUUUUUGGACUCCUUAGAAGUGCCGUGAUGGUUGAUUGCACUAUUGCUUGUAGGCUUGAUCUAGAGCGAAGGAUCGGAUCUCAGUUAGAUAUUGCAACUCUCGAUGACCUUUUGAUCCCGACUUUUCGACACGGAUGCGAGGCCUUAUUUGAUGUCGAUACGGUUCACAGAAUCUUGGUAAAUUUUUCUCAGCAAGAUGAUUGUGUCGAUGAUAUGGAUGAUGUAUCCAUUUUCGAAUCCGAUAGUCCUCAUUCGCCAUCCCAAAGUGCAUUACUCAAAGUUUCGAAACUAGUGGAUAACUAUCUUGCAGAAAUUGCUCCUGAUGCAAAAGUCAAGCUUGGUCAGUUUAUGGCAAUUGCAGAGGCUUUACCUGCACAUGCUCGUACCAUCCAUGACGGCCUAUAUCGAGCGAUCGAUAUAUACCUGAAAGCUCAUCAGGGUAUACUGGAAGCAGACAAGAAGAAACUAUGCAAAUUAAUUGAUUUCCAAAAGCUCUCACAAGAAGCUGGUGCACAUGCUGCACAAAAUGAACGACUUCCCCUCCUAUCAAUGAUCCAAGUUCUUUAUUUCGAGCAGUUAAGGCUACGAAAUGAUUUAUGCUGCUCUUAUACCGAUGACGGCAAGUCAGCACAUCACCGCCAAUCACGGCGGAUCAGCAGCGGAGCACUCAGUGCAGUGAUGUCUCCUGGAGACAACUAUGCGUCUCUGAAACGAGAAAACCGAGAGCUAAAACUCGAGCUCUCUCGUAUUCGGAUGAGACUAAAUGAUCUAGAGAAGGAACACGCUUAUAUGAAGAGAAACAUGGCAAGGUCUCAUUCUCGUAGAUUUAUGAGUUCCUUCUCGAGGAAAAUCAGUAAACUACGCUUCUUCGGACAAGGCUCUUCGAGAGGAUCGAGUUCUCCCUCGAGGCAAUCCUACCAAACAGAUUCAAAGGCGAUUGAGAGAACAUGCGCAAGCCAAUAGUGAGUAAUUAAAAUCACAUGCCUUUAUUUGCACUGAGAAGACAUAGUUCU
Messenger RNA from Hibiscus syriacus, 1835 nucleotides. RefSeq names its product BTB/POZ domain-containing protein At5g48800-like. NCBI's taxonomy places the organism in Eukaryota, Viridiplantae, Streptophyta, Magnoliopsida, Malvales, Malvaceae. The transcript is spliced from 4 exons. Bases 1 to 1785 code for a protein of 594 amino acids. Gene Ontology annotation, molecular function: protein binding. The record is from RefSeq and is a predicted model, not a curated record.